ACGAAUUGUAUUUGACGCAAGCGCACUGUGGCCCGAAAUAGGGCCGAAAUAAGAACGGUUCUAAAGUGAAUCUGAUGUAUUUAUGUCAUAAAAAUGGUGAAAUCUGUGAAGUGGCGACUACAAAUUAGGAUAUUCGACGUGUCGAAUCAUGACCGAGGCAUCUGAAAAUGACUUGGUCCGCGUGCGAGCACAAGUAAUGUGCCGCGACGAAGGCACAGGGGGCUGGAUGGCGCUGGGUGGCGGUGGGCUGGCGGACGUGAUGGUGGGAAAACGACCUGCGCAUCAGCCAAGAGCUACAGGAACGGGCGACGGUAAUGGAGAGGCAACGUCAUCCUCGACGAGCGCUCCCACGCACGAGUAUUAUAUACACGGAAAGCGUAUCAGCGAUAAUAUGGUCGUUCUAGAGUGCACAAUCAAGAAGGACUUCCAGUACAACAAGGUGAUGCCGACGUUCCACCACUGGUUCACUGAUGAGAAGCGCUUCGGCUUGACGUUUCAGACAGCGGCUGACGCCAGGGCGUUCGACAAGGGCGUCAGGACCGCGGUCGAGGAACUCUUAGACGGAUUCCUGCACGGGCACGGUUUUGGCGGGGCGUGGCCAACGGUGCACACAUACAAAAAAUACAAAACAGAGCCCAAGGUAGAGGACGAGGAGAACAACAUUUUCGAGUGUCUCAACCUGCCCACGGACUCGUUGUCUAGCAGCGAGAACUCGACGGCGUCCCGCGCGCGCCGCCGCGACGACCUCAUCCAGACCCCCAUACUGUCCGCCAUCACGCUGCCGACGCAUGAUUCCAUGAAACAAUAUGAAGUGCAGUAUGAGGAUAAGCUGGGCCUGGACGAAGACCCGGAGCGCUGCCACUACGUGCACCUGUCCACUGUCCACGAGUACACGUACCCUCAAGUCGGUCCGGGCGGCAUCAUCAGCUCAGAGAAGUCAUCACCCAACACGAAACCGCCGCUGCUAAAGAGGGAUUCAGGUUCCAUAAAGAAAUGUUCGUACAGUGGUCCGCCUCCGCUGCCUGACAAGAAACCAGCUGAAACGUUCCAAGCGAGGCUCAAGUGCAAGCACUGUCACGAGUGGUACCUGGAGAGUGCUAACCGAGCUGGUUCAUGUGAAUAUGCUCCGGACUGCUGUAGGACUUUUGUCGAUAAGGUCUCCUGCAUCGCUUGUGCACAGUGCUUCGUGUAUCACUGCAUCUCAGAGCCGGAGGGGGAAAACGCGUCUCAACCCUGCGCCUGCGCACAACCGCACAGAGAAUGCGUUCUAAGGUGGCUCGGCAUCACACUCCUGAGCGUAUUGAUCCCGUGCCUGUGGUGCUACGUGCCGCUCAAGUGCUUCCACCGAGCAGCGCGCGCCGCACACGUGGCGGGCGGACAGCACGCGCCCGCACACACGCACGCACACGCCAACAUCCGCGCGCGGGACGCGUACAAGGCGACGCCGCUCAUCAAACGCGGCCCCCGUGACGUCAUCGACGCGCCGCCAACCCUCACAUGUGACGUCACAGAACCCGCCCGCAACCCGCCCGACCCAAUCGACUGUCAACGCCAGCGGGCGCAGCUGUUGAGGGAGAAUUGAAGUCUGCAGGACUACACCUUGGAGCGAGAGAGCGUCGACCUCAACGACAUAUGAGAAGAAAUUGUCCCCCUGGAGCUUUUGUGGAAGAGAAAUAGGCUCAUCGAUUUGUGAAAGUGUUUCGUGCGAUACAAAGUGUUUGUGACGUCGUCGACUUCAUUUUGUUGUAACCUGUCUGUUUAUAGUGAAAUAGUGUUUUGGUGUCAUGCCCGAUACUGACAGUAUCGGCAAGUCAUAAUGAAAAUGAAACACCCAUUAAAAAUGCCCAAGAAAGGACAGUUAAUUGAUUGCGGCAUUUGUGUGCCCGUGUAUUUGAUGAGGGCUGCAAUGAUAAAGUAUUUGAUCGGACGCUACUGGCGACAUCGUUGCUUUUAUGCAUCAGACAACGGGCAAGGUUAAUUUGUUUUUGACGCCACGUUUCCAUAUAAUAUACACCGUAAAGUUUAUGUGGCAAAAAUAAAGGUGAUCGAGCUAUGUGUAAACAAAAAAAAACAGGUUGUACUAAUUAUAUGUUUCCUUCUGAUUAAGUAAAGAAGACGUCGUUGCGCACGGAAUGGUAUUUAAUAGAUCUGUGUCAAACUAAUGAAUUUUAAAUGAGAUUUUUACAAUUAAUUAUAUAAUGUUCAUCAGGAUGCGUGAGAUGACAGCAAGAUCGUGUCGUGAUUCGAUCUCAGUGCUAAAAAAUAAUACUGCCAUAAUACUUAAAAUAUAUAUUUAAAGUAACGAAAAGAGAUAAACGCACUGAUGAAAUAAAAUGUAAAUCAAUUUUCAUAGUUGGGUACAUCACACAAUACGCACAUCCGCAUUUUCCUAGCUAUAUUAACCUGUCAUUCGUGUUAGUUUAGCUAAAUUAAUAUCAGAAUUUAAAUGUUAAGGAAAACAAUGUGACCGAAUAAUGUUGCCAGAAACGUAGGUCGAGCAAUUGUAUGCGAGUGUUUUUAAAGAUUACAAUGUUCGUUUUUAUGUAAUUGACAAAUGUUACUUCAAAAAAAGAAGAAGACAUGGAAUUAAAUGUAAAUAUGAAGCAAAGUAUAGCUGCACGGUCAGCAUUCUUUUGUUAAUUUUUUUAAGAUUCAUAUAAUUGCAUCUAAUGAUGCGUACAAGUGUUUAAAUAUUAACAUUAGUUGAAAACUAAUUUAUAUAAAUGUUAAAUUAUUACUAGUACGUAGCGACGAAAUUUUAAAAUAAUAAUUAUUAAAAUACUAAAAAACUUCCCGUAUCACACGUAACACGGUAAAAACAUUUGACCAAACGAUAAUAAUAAAAUUAAAUCUGAUUUAAAAAAAACGUAAUAGGUGUCUGUAUUCAAUAGAAGAGAAAUGGUGUGAAUAAGUGUGAUGAAAUUGAAGUUUAAUAUAAUAAUAAAAAAAUUACAUCAAUGUUUCAAGACUGUGUGACCAGUGGUGAAUGGACAAUUUUUGGGUGAUGACAACAUUGGCAUAGUGAUCGGACACUUGAGUGCUUAAUGUAAAUUAAAUAUUUAAAGAAGAAAAUACUUUUAACCAAUUAUUGAAUUGGGUUAUUUAUUAUAUUCUUGUCAAAGACUUUCGUAAUUAUCCGUGGUUAGACAUAAGACUUUUUCAGCCUGCAAUUUCUCGGCUAACUUGAAUAAGUUCAAGUGAAAUCUUAAGCUGAGUAAAUGCAUGGGAACCUUGUAAAAUUAAUAUAAAUGUCUUUAACAUUAAGUGUAUUCAAAUAACUGUGUUUUUUAUUUUAAUAAACUUAAUAAUUAAACUUCAAAGUUUAUGAAGUUAUCAACGUACAUCACGAUUUGUGCAUAAAUAAAAUUAGUAAUAAAUUUACUAAGAUUUUGUAUUAUAAUGAGGCUUCUUGAUAACUAAUCAUUGCGUACUACAUCCCACCGGCAUUAUUAUUAACAAUUUGACAGUCCCCUCUUAUAAAUUAUGUUGAGAUAAGACUUGAAUAAACAAAUCACUGUAUGAAAAAUCCAUAAAAUAUGUUGUCUCUCUCGCUGUAAUGUACACAGAACGAGACAGCAACGAUUGCUUAUCAACAUAAAUAGAAUUUAUCUACCAUUUUUUAAUUACGAUCAGAUUUUAAGUGCCAUUAAUUUAUCAAUAUUUAUAACUGAUAAUUUUCAUAAUUUUUAAGUCUUCCAUUACAAAUACACAAUCAAUACCCACCUCAAGUCUUAGGCUUAAAGAUCUGAUUUAUUUUAUUUAUAUUUUUAUUGCAACAUUAAGAUCUGAUUUUAUCUGUGGUUUUGUCUUUUGACAUGUGUCAAUGUAAUUUUUUUUUGUUUGUAACAUCUGCAUUUAUCUAGAUUACCUUAUUUAUUUACUAAUUAGAAAUGGUGUUACUUGUUUGUUAAUGAUUGCAUUCCAAUGAGAUUAUUAUUGUGCUAUUUAAAAAAAAUCAUUUUAAAACGCAAUUCCGAGUUUUAAAAUUGUAAAGUAAAAUUUGACAUAUCUCUGAAUUGUUUUUGCUUCAUGGCGAGACGAGGGUUGUCGCAGAUUAUAUUUUUACGAAAUUAAAGCUAGUAUUUCGUGACUUCUGACAAUUAACACGCUUGCUGUAUGUAUGUAUUGAAAAAAAAAAAAAAUCAUAGCUUGACAAGUCUAAACGUCAUAACAACUAGAGUUCCAUGAUUCAAAGUUACAACAAUCUUAAUUUGUAUUUAACUUUAUAGUUCUGAUACGGGUAAUAAUGUUACCUAUUUUUUGAUUGGUCGUUGUGUAAUUUUUAAUAAUAUUAAUAAUGUUUAAAGAAAAAAAUAACUUAUUGUAAUGUCACUUGUGAAUACAUAAUCGAUUUGUAGUUGUGCGUUUCCAUUAUUCGUUAUAAUGAGAUCAACAGCAAUUGAGGUUUAGUAAAAAUUAGUGAAUAUAGUAUUUUAAAAAAAAAGUGUUAAAAAUACACUUGUACAUGUUUAGUAGCGUGGUAAGAUCAUUGUAAAAUUUGUUUCAAAUUUAGGUGUCUUUGUACAGCGCUGUUACGAAAUUAUUGCUGCAGGUAAAUUGGAUAAUCACUGAAACGAUUGAAGAUGGUCUAACAGUUUUGCCAUUGCCGAUUUAAAAGUAGCUUGAUGUCGGCUUCACGACAAAUCAAUAGUCCCAUUAAUGGAGGUGAUAUUGAAUAAAAUCAAAGUCAAACAGCGCGGUGCAAAGACUCAUUAGAAGUCUAGUCGUAAAUUCAGUAUUGUAAUUU
Molecule: messenger RNA, 4747 nt
Organism: Bombyx mandarina (wild silkworm)
Lineage: Eukaryota; Metazoa; Arthropoda; Insecta; Lepidoptera; Bombycidae
Gene: Spred
Product: Sprouty-related protein with EVH-1 domain
Biological process (GO): negative regulation of MAPK cascade; multicellular organism development
Cellular component (GO): membrane
Molecular function (GO): protein kinase binding
Source: RefSeq, a predicted model, not a curated record